Messenger RNA from Anarrhichthys ocellatus (wolf-eel), 3357 nucleotides. It is a transcript of the gene plxnc1, whose product is annotated as plexin C1. Lineage: Eukaryota; Metazoa; Chordata; Actinopteri; Perciformes; Anarhichadidae. Gene Ontology annotation, biological process: regulation of cell migration; positive regulation of axonogenesis; negative regulation of cell adhesion. Gene Ontology annotation, cellular component: semaphorin receptor complex; plasma membrane. The transcript has 15 exons. Gene Ontology annotation, molecular function: semaphorin receptor activity. Bases 1290 to 3131 code for a protein of 613 amino acids. The record is from RefSeq and is a predicted model, not a curated record.
AUCUCAACAGCUACUAGAUUAGACCAUCAGAUUGUCAAUGCAUUUUCUACAGACAUUCAUGGUCCCAAGAGGAUGAGUCCUACUGAUUGGUGAUCUUCUGACUUUCCCUCUGGCACAGCCAUGACUUAGAAUAUUUUUUAUUUUUAGUGAAAUGUCUUAUCUAUUGGAUGUAUUGCCAUGAAAUAUGGUAAAGACAUUCAUUAUUUUUGUAUCAGUCUAUACAUUGUUUUUUUAGGAAAUUAUUGCAUAUUAUACCCUUUUUUUAAAGUUGUACAAAGCCUUUGUGUUUCCAAAGGGAGCUGUGUGAAAUCUGAUAAAUUGCCUCAAGUGAUGUCUCCUGAGUCAGUGUCAUUUGGGACUGAAGACUACAAGUUUGAAAAUUAAAAAGAUCUGCAGGGAUGAAAGCAUAGAAGACGGACCUCUGUAACCUGCUCCUCUUUGUUGUUUGAGGCUAGUGGCUCCAGGCUACAAUAACGGCUGCUAGCAUAACGCACCCAAAUCUCUGACUCUGACCAAACUGUCUCCUCUCGAGUUGCAUUGUGGGUGACGUAGACGCCGGGUUUUGACAAGGAAAAAGGAUGUGUGGAUCUCCGUAGGAGUGCAAUGCUAAAUUUGUGGAGUUCUCUGUUAACUUUUCAUCUAGCACCAUCAACAGAUCGGAAUUUGAAUUUGUCCAAUACUUUGCUUUAUGACCAAAUGCCUGCAAAACUAACAACAUUCCCAUCAGCCUCAGCUCUAUUUUGUUUUUAUUGCUAGUUCGUGAAUGUCUGCAUACUAUAACGUCAAACUGUGAUGAUGAACAUGGUAAAGAUUAUACCUGCUAAACGUCAGCUUGUUGGCAUGUACCACUGUGCCUGACUGCAGCUUCACAGAGCUGCCAGCAUGGCAAUUACAAAUUGUAGUUUCUGUAUCUGAUUGUGACAAGACAAACGGCUCCACCUUAUCAUACACUGGCCCUGAGUUGUUCCACUCCACGGUACUAUCUAUAGAUAACUCAGCCUCGACACACACAGUUCCUUUUUAUGAAGUGAAAUGCCCUGAACUGGUUCCUUUUUCUGUUGCUAUACAGGUACUUGUCACAGAUACACGGUUGGUGUUAAAGAAACAUGUUAACACGCAUACGCUCGCACAGGCCUUAUUUGUAGUAAUCUGCAUUUGGCCUGCAGACGUGUAAGAACAGUUGGUGAUUUGCAGCACCAGCCAGUUUCACUUUGUCUUUUUGCUUGUGACCUGCAAACUGACGCUUGCUUCACUAUUUAGCUUUUUUACCUGACACUUAAGAGAACUAUAUGGAAUCUGUUUGUUUUUCUGUACAAGGUGUUUUCUCCAGACGUGCCAGGUUCAGCCACACACACACACACGCACGUCUAUCGUCCAUAAAAGCAGCCUCGCUGUCUUCCACAGGUUUUGUGGAUCUGCAGACAGAGAAAACUGACCUGAUGGAAACCGUUGGAGCGAUUCCUUUCCUGGACUACAAGCACUUUGCCUCCAGGAUCUUUUUUCCAGAGAGUGAAUCUCUGAUGGCAUUGUGCAUCAAAGACAUUGGUCAGGAUGUGGUGAAGGUUCAGCUUGACGAAUGUUGCCAGGGUGUGUCCAGGCUGCUCCAGGACCAGCUCUUUCUCACAUCUAUGGUGCACGCUCUGGAAGAGCAGAAGAGCUUCACUCUCAAAGACAAGUGUGUGUUGGCUUCAUUACUGACCGUAGCGCUCCACAACAACUUGUCGUACCUGACGGAGGUGAUGGAGGCUCUGCUUAAGUCUCUGACUCAGCAGAACAGCAACGCUCAGCCCAAACUGCUGCUACGACGCACUGAGUCCACCGUGGAGAAACUGCUGACCAACUGGAUGUCCAUCUGCCUUUACGGCUUCCUCAGGGAAAGUGUUGGCCAGCACCUGUUCCUGAUGGUGAGCGCUCUCACGCAGCAGACGGCAAAAGGACCUGUGGACUGCGUGACCGAGAAAGCUCUGUACACACUCAGCGAGGACUGGCUGCUGUGGCAGGCUCAAGACUUCACCUCCCUGAAGCUGAAGGUGCUGUUUGCAGUGGGCAGUGACGGAGAGGUCAGCGAGCCUCUGGAGGUUAACGCUCUCAGCUGUGACUCAGUGGAGCAAGUCAAAGAGAAAAUCCUGUCCACCUUCAAGGCCAAGUUUGGGUUCCCCUACAAUACCCACCUCCGGGACGUUCGUAUCGAGUAUGAGAAGAAUGGAUUGUUUGUUGCUCUCGAAGAAGUGGAUGCGAGCUCUGAGGUUAUCGGGGAGGUGACGAUGCUCAACACACUCGAGCACUACAAGGUUCCUGAUGGAGCUACAAUCAAAGUGCUUUCGAGGAAAAGUCGUCAUCCUCUGAGCCCGCAGGGAAGUGUGAAGGACGAUGAGAACUUCUCGGGAAAAUACUUCCACUUGAUUGAUCCUGAUGUAGACAAGGACCAAAGAAAGAACCCAGAGAGGAAGAAGUUAAAACUGAAGGAGGUGCAUCUCACCAAGCUGCUCUCUACCAAGGUGGCGGUGCAUUCAUUUGUGGAGAACCUGUUCAGAUCUAUCUGGGGGAUGCCACACAGCAGAGCCCCGCAAGCUAUCAAAUACUUCUUUGACUUCCUGGACACUCAGGCAGACACCUUGAAGAUCACCGACCCAGAUGUCCUGCACAUCUGGAAGACCAACAGUUUGCCUCUGCGCUUCUGGGUUAAUAUCCUGAAAAACCCCCAGUUUGUCUUUGACGUGGAGAAGACUCCCCAACUCGAUAGCUGCCUAACUGUUAUCGCUCAGGCCUUCAUGGACUCCUUCUCCCUCAGCGAGACCCAGCUGGGAAAGCAUGCACCAACCAACAAGCUACUCUACGCCAAAGACAUCCCCAAGUUCAAACAGGAAGUGAAGGCCUACUACAAGCACAUCAGAGACCAGUCACAAAUUACACAGUCAGAAUUCAAGGAAUUCCUGCAGGAAGAGUCAAAGAAACACGAAAACGAGUUCAACGAAGCUGCAGCCCUCGGAGAGAUCUACAAAUUCAUACAGCGAUACUUCACCGAGAUCAAAGAGAAGCUGGACAAAGACGGAGCCCCUACUGAGCUGAUGGAGCAACUACAUCAUGUUAAGAGCUUGUUUGAUGGACUAAAAAGCUGCUCCUGGAACUGAGCUGCCAUCCUUUUACUUGGAACUUUUUUUCCCAGAGUGGAUCAUCUCCUGCUACAAAGAUGAGGUACUGCCAAACAUGACAGUUAUUACAUGAACAAGUGAGGAGUUGUCUUGCAUUAAAACCACUUUUGAAGAUACUGAUGAGGCACACAUUACAUUAGUCAUUUCGCAAAAGCGACUUACAAUUCAGAUUCUAUCACACCGUAGGCACAGCUACGGGAGCAAU